CAUAGACGUUACACCAACAUAAACAUAAACAACAACAAAAGUGAUAGUAUUGGACAUGAGACUAUUGGACAGCCUACACACUUUACGCAUCCACAUCUGCUGAACAAGGGAGAGCUGAUAAAGGGCAUCACGCUGGAGGAGUUCAAACUUAGACGCUUCAAGUUGUCUCAACUGUUGCCAGAGGGCACUUGUUGUGUGAUAAUGACACCGCCCGAACCAAUGAUGUCGUACGAUAUCCCCUAUCACUUUAGACAGCAGUCCAACUUCUAUUACUUCACCGGUCUGAAUGAGCCCGAAGCCAUCCUGGUCGUCGAGCGACUCAAAGGCAACGACUACAGAACGACGAUGUUCCUUCGCGAGAAGGAUGCGGCCAGAGAGAUAUGGGACGGCCCUCGCUGUGGCACCAAGCUGGCAACUUCGAUCUUUGGCGUCGACCAAGCCUACGACGUCAAGAACACCAACAAGUUGAUCGAGGUCAUCAAGGAUUCGAGCGACAUCUUUGUCAACAUUAAUGGUGGUGAGUGGCCAGCGAUCGUGACAGCACUAUCCAAGCAGAAGAUCAGCAACUUUAACAUCGAGAAGCUGCUUCAGUACGUGCGAUUGAUCAAGUCUGAUGCCGAGAUUGCCAUGAUGGAGCAGUCGGGUGGCAUUGCAGGUGACUCAUUCGCCGAACUAAUGCGUUACAUUCAGCCUGGCAUGAAUGAGCACGAGGUCAGCGCAUACUUUGAGUACGCAAUCAAACGUCGAGGUGCCCAGCGCAUGUCCUAUCCACCCGUGGUCGCAGGUGGCAACCGCGCCAACAUCAUACACUACGUUGCCAACAACAUGAUAUUGAAAAAUGGAGACCUUUGUCUAAUGGAUGCUGGUGCCGAGUAUUGGGGAUUCACAAGUGAUAUCACAAGGACAUUCCCUGUCAAUGGACGAUUCACUCAGGCUCAACGCGAGGUGUAUGAAGCUGUACUCGAUGUGAACAAGCGAUGCAUCCCACUCUGUGUUGCAGGAUCGUCAAUCAACAAGAUACACUUACAAUCCGUUCGAUUCAUUGUGGAGUCUUUGCAGCGACUGGGCAUUCUAUCGAGCGAGAAGAGCGUCGAUGAGCUGAUCAAGGACGGCAGCUAUCACAAGUACUACCCUCACAACAUUGGACACUUCCUCGGCAUGGACACGCAUGACUGUCCCGACGUAUCAUACGGCGAGACACUGGCCAAUGGCAUGAUCAUCACCAUUGAGCCAGGCAUCUACAUCUCCGACACGGACAUGGACGUCGAUCCAAAGUAUCGCGGCAUAGCCAUUCGUGUUGAAGACGAUGUCGCACUCACUGACAAUGGACCACUAGUUCUCACCAAGAAUGCUCCCAAAGAAGUCAAAGACAUUGAGAGUCUAAUGGAGUGUUGCGUGGAGUUGGUAUUCGAGGAUGAAAACAGCAGCACGUCC
Acytostelium subglobosum LB1 is the source of this 1434-nucleotide messenger RNA. RefSeq lists its product as hypothetical. Lineage: Eukaryota; Evosea; Eumycetozoa; Acytosteliales; Acytosteliaceae. The record is from RefSeq and is a predicted model, not a curated record. Gene Ontology annotation, molecular function: manganese ion binding; metalloaminopeptidase activity. The annotation marks the transcript as partial. Gene Ontology annotation, cellular component: mitochondrion. The transcript is spliced from 2 exons.